AGAAAAACUGCGAACUACGAUCAUAGAGUUGAACCGCAUUCAGUGAGAUGGUCCUUUAUAUGAUUGGCUGAUUCUGAGGAUUUACUUUCUAGAGAUUAUGCUCUAAGUAUUACGUACUCAAAGAAUGCUUAUAAUUUUUAAUAAAUUUCUUUUUGAUUUUAUUCCAGCUUACUCAUAUAAACAUUAAUUAUUAGGCAUAUGAACUAAAAAGAGUCAUCUCGAUCAUACUGAGCUAUAAGCAAAAUUUAUUUUCAUUGUUAGAAUUUGUCAUCAACUUUUUCCUCCAAUUCGGUUUGUUUUGAUUCGAUAUUUUUCUGGGGUCGUUCUCCUUAAAAUUAAAAUAUGGUCCAAAGAUUGACGUACAGACGAAGACUGUGCUAUAAUACUCAGUCUAAUAGGGUGAAAAUAUCUAAAACACCUGGUGGAAGACUUGUAUAUCUUUAUCCUGGUAAACCUGGAAAAAUCCCAAGAUGUGGAGAUUGUCAUUUGAAAUUGAGAGGAAUUACUCAUGCUCGACCUAGAGAGCUCUCUGCAUUGUCAAAACGACACAAGACAGUUACUCGAACGUAUGGUGGAUCUAGAUGUGGAAAGUGUGUUAGAAGCAGAAUCAUUCGAGCAUUCCUCAUUGAAGAACAGAAAAUAGUUGCUAAAGUUCUUAAAGCACAGCAGAUGACCGCCAAAGCAACAAAAUAACUUGUUUUAAAUAAAUUAUAAUGAAAAAAGA
Messenger RNA from Parasteatoda tepidariorum (common house spider), 724 nucleotides. Its product is annotated as large ribosomal subunit protein eL34. Gene Ontology annotation, biological process: translation. Gene Ontology annotation, molecular function: structural constituent of ribosome. Gene Ontology annotation, cellular component: ribosome. The record is from RefSeq and is a predicted model, not a curated record. Lineage: Eukaryota; Metazoa; Arthropoda; Arachnida; Araneae; Theridiidae.